This is a messenger RNA of Trichoderma harzianum CBS 226.95, 495 nucleotides long. RefSeq lists its product as hypothetical. The transcript has a single exon. The record is from RefSeq and is a predicted model, not a curated record. Lineage: Eukaryota; Fungi; Ascomycota; Sordariomycetes; Hypocreales; Hypocreaceae. Bases 1 to 495 code for a protein of 164 amino acids.
AUGCCUUUCUCUUUGUCUGGCGGUUCCAUUUUCCCGGGACACCUCCGCCCCAAUCGCCCCCCUACCGGAUCGGAUACCCCCGUGGUUGGUGACGGGCCCGACCCAGUUGGGCAAACCUGGAUGCGGCUUUGGCCCAUCCGUUUGUUCCUCUGCGUUGUCUGGGUUCUUGCGGCGCUGUGGGCGGUGUUCGUCGGCUCUGUGAAGAAGACGAGGUUGUUGGGGGCUGCAAUCUCGUCUCGGAUCAGACUGAUGGAUGCCAACCCUGCAGCAGCAGGCGGGAUUGACGAGCUGCGUCAGCGGCUCAGAUAUAUCGUCGCCGUUGGUCUCAUCACGUCUGCCUUUUGCGCCGUUGCCGUGGCAAGAGUGCUGCCGGAGGAACGCAGCGUGAUAUCUUAUCGCGUUGUCAUGAGCCUGACAUGCUUCUCUUCGUUCUCGGCGUUGGUUGGCGUUCUUGCGAUUAUCUGUCCGAGACUUGGCAUUGUGGUUACUCGUUAG